Molecule: messenger RNA, 10048 nt
Organism: Marmota monax (woodchuck)
Lineage: Eukaryota; Metazoa; Chordata; Mammalia; Rodentia; Sciuridae
Gene: Armcx4
Product: armadillo repeat containing X-linked 4
Exons: 6
Coding region: 623-8110 (2495 amino acids)
Source: RefSeq, a predicted model, not a curated record
UGUGGGGAGGAGAGCCAGCGAUGACGCGCGGCCCUCACGUGACCCGGAGCUGCAGAGCGACGCAGCCCAGGGUGCAGUCGUCACUCUCGUCUGGCUACCAGCUCCCCGCUGCCCGGCGCAUGGCGGGCUAGCAUCAGGCCCGGGGAAAGCCGAGCAGUUCGGUGUGGCACUGUUUGUGGUGAGGCGAGGGAAGGAGAGAAGAAAACUGCACAGGAUCUAUGGAGGUCUUCUCAUAGGCUUGCAGUAGGCCUAUUUACCACUGGAAACAAGAGAAAGAUAAAGAGACUGGCCCAUAACUAUGGAGAUCUAUCUGCUCCUCUGCUACAGGGCUUGAGAUAACUGGAAACAAAGAAACAAGAAGAAAAUUGUCUCCAAUCAGUAUAGACUGGUAAGAAGGUCCAAAGAUCUCAUGAAUUUAUGUAUCUACUUUAGGGAGUAUCACCAAGAAAGACAAGAAAAGAGGAGGGGAAUUCUUUGGAUCAGUACAGGUCUACCACCAGUGGCAACUGUAGUAGCUGAAGACCAGCACCUUCACAGGCCUACAUCCAGACCUAUCACGUUCUUUCCUCAGCCCGAGUGAGCCCCCCUGUACCUUGUUCGUGCCUUCAGCAGGGGUUAUUACAUGGGCCGCAUUCAGGAAGUGGGCUGGGCAACUGCAGGACUGGUGAUCUGGGCUGGCACCUGCUACUACAUUUACAGAUUAACCAAGGGAAGAGCUCAGAAUGAGAGGAGACUUGCCAGAAAUGGGUCCAAAGUCAAGAUGGAGACUGUGGUUGGGGUACAGAACCAGACCUUGGCCACGAGUGAAGCCUUGGCUGGGGCAGAGACUGAGACUAGACCCAAGGCCAUGACUGGAGCAGAAACUGGAGCAGGAGGUGGGCUUGGGGCUGAAGCAGAGGCCCAGGUCACUGCUAUAUCCAGACCCAAAGCCAACUCUCAGUCCAAGGCAAUGGCUGAGGCAGAGACAGAGACUGAAUUUGAGGCCAAAUCAGUGGUUGGAACACUGAUCAUGACAGAGGUAGUGACUCUGACUGAGGCCAAUGCCAAAGCUAGGGAAGUGGCCAUGAAAGAGGCAGUGACCCAAACUGAUGCUGAGGCUGGGGGACUAGUGAAGAAAGAGGCAGUGACCCAGACCAAGGCUAAAGCUUGGGCAGCGGUUGCCAGGUCAGAGGCCAAGAAAGAAACAAUGACCCAGACCAAAGCUGAAGCUCGUACAUUGGCUGAAAAAGAGACAGAGAUUAACAAAGUAAUGGUGACACAGAGUGAGGUCUUGGCAGUGACCAAGGAAGUGGUCAAGAUUGGGACCAUGAACAAGGCUGGAAUUGUGGCUGAAACCAAGACAAGAACCCUGGAAGAGACUGUGAGUGUGGUUAAAACUCAUUCUGAAGCUAGGUCUGAUCCCACAGUUGAUGCUAAGGAAAAUCUCAAUGGCACAUCCAGGGCAGAGGCUGGAGUGGACAUGAAGUUCUGUGCACAGUCUCAGGCUGUGGCCAAGGUCCAAGAUGAUGACAUGCCUGGUGUUGGGGAUAAGGACAAGGGUAAUCUUAAAAUCCUGUGUAAGGCAGGCUCUUGGGUAGACACAAAGGCUUCUUUCCAGCCCCAAAUUGCUCCCCAGACACAGGCUGAAGCCAUUCCUGGGGCAAAGGUUAUUGACAGGGGUGAUGACAAUGCCAUGUGUAAAACAGAGAUAGAGGCAGAUAUGAAAGCUUGUAUAAUACAGUCUCAGACUAUGGCCAAAAAACAGGCUGAAGCAACAUCUGGUGCCAGGGUUGAUGGCAGGGGAAAUUCCAAUGUCAUAUCUAAGGCAAUGACUGGAGCUGACAUGAGGGCUACUGCUCAGGUACAAGCUGUAUCCAGUGCUCAGGUUGAGGCCAUACCUGAUGCCAAGGUUAAAGGUAGAGCCAAUCCCAACGCCAUGGCUAAAGCAGUGGCCAGAACAAACACGAGGACCUAUUCACAGGUUGAAGCCUUGACUGAUACCAGGGAUAAGACCAGAAGCAAUCCCAAUGUCAUGGCUAAGGCGGGGGCUGGGAUGGACAUGUUGUCCUGUACCCAGAUUCAGCCUGUGGCCAAUGUCCAGGGUGAUGUCUUGCCUGAUGGAAGAAUCAAGGCUAAGGGCAAUGCCAAUACCAUGUCUAAGGAAGGAGCUGAGGCUACGGCCCAGAGCCAGGGUGAAACCUUACCUAUUAUUAGAGGUAAGACAAGGGGCAAAGCCAAAGCCAAAUGUAAAGCAGGGGUUGGGACAGACAUGAAAACCUGUGUACAGCCUCAGGCUGGGAUCAAGACCCAAGCUGAGGCCUUGCCUGAUUCCAGGGUUGAUGGUAGUAGUGAUUCUAAUGCCAUUUCCAGAGCAGGGUCUAAGGCAGACCAGAGGACCUGUGGUCAGCCCCAAGCUGUGGCAAAUUUCCAAGGUGAGACCCUACCUGGUGCCAAGAAUAGGGUCAAAGGCAACUCCAACACUGUGCCUAAGGCAGGGACUGUGGAAGGUACAAUGGGCUCUUCCCAGUCCCAGGCUGUGACCACUUCCGAGAAUGAGGCCUUGCCUGGUAUCAGGAAUAAGGUCAAGGGCAAUACCAAUGCUGUGCCUAAGGUAGAGGCUGGGGCAGGUGCAACAGGGUCUGCUCAGCCCCAGGUUGUGGCCAAUUCCCAGGGUGAGACCUUGCCUAGUACCAGGAAUAAGGUCAGGGGCAAUCGCAAUGCUGUGCCUAAGGUAGGGGUCAGGCAAGAUACAGUGUGCUCUGCCCAGCCCCAAAAUGUAGCCAGUUCCCAGAAUGAGGCCUUGCCUGGUGCCAAGAAUAAGGUUAAGGGUAAUUCCAAUGCUGUGCCUAAGGCAGAGGCUGGGGUGGGUUCUGCCUAUCCUCAGGCUGUGGCCAAUUCACAGGGUGAAUGCUUGACUGGUACCAGGACUAAGGUCAAGGGCAAUCCCACUGCUAUGUCUAAGCCAGAGGCUGGGGCAGGUACAGUGGGCUCUGCCCAUCCCAAGGCUGUGGCCAGUUCCCAGGGUGAGGCCUUAUCUGGUGCCAAGAAUAAGAUCAGGGGCAAUUCCAAUGUUGUGCCUAAGACAGAGGCUGGGGCAAAUUCAAGAGACUCUGCCCAGUCCCAGGCUGUGGCCAGUUCCCAGAGUGAGAACCUGCUUGGUGCCAGGAAUAAGGUCAGGGGCAAUCCCAAUGCUAUUCCUAAGGCAGAGACUGGGGCAGAUACAACAGGGUCUGCCCAGCCCCAGGCUGUGUCUAAUUCCCAGGGUGAGAAUUUGCUUGGUGCCAGGAAUAAGGUCAGGGGCCAUUCUAGUGCUGUGCCUAAGACAGCGACUGGGGCAGGUACAAUGGUGUCUUCCCAGCCCCAGGCUAUGGCCAGCUCCCAAAACGAGUCCUUGCUUGGUGCCAGGAAUAAGGUCAGGGGCAAUUCCAAUACUGUGACUAAAGCAGGGGCCAGGACAAGUAUAAAGAGCUCUGCUCAGCCCCAAACUGUGGCCAGUUCCCAAGAUGAGGCCUUGCUUGGUGUAAGGGAAAAAGCUGUGUCCAAUUCUGAAGCAGAAACCAUAGCAAAAGAUGAAGUAUAUGCAAAGCCUGAGUCUGAGGCUGUGCCCACAUCUGAGAGUGAAGGUGGGAUAGACUCUCAGGCUUGCAGAAGGACUCAGCCUAAUAUUCAUGACUACUACUGGAAUGGAAUUGGUGUAGAGGAUUGGAUUGCUGCUGAGCGGUGGAUCAAAUUUAGGUUUCAGGCCAUGGAUGGAGACUGGGAAAAUAGUGUGUCCUGGGCUGAUGAUGAGAAUGAAGCCAGUAUUGGGUCCUGGAGUGGGGCUAGUGAUAAGGCUGGUGUUGUCAGUUCCUGGGCUGUGGCCUGUGAUGAGACCAGCAUUAAGUCCUGGGCUGGGGCUGGAGCUAGGGCUGAGAAUGAGGUUGCUGUUGCAUCUUGGGUAGGAGCUGGGGAUCAGGCCAGUGGAGGAGUCUGGGCUGGGGCUCAGGCUAGUGAGGGGUCCUGGGCUGUGGACAAGGCCAGUGGUGGUUCCUGGGUAGAGGCUCAGAACAAGGCCUUUGGAGGGUCCUGGACUGGGGCUGAGAACCAGACUAGUGGGGGGUCUUGGGUUGUCUCUGGGAAUCAGGCCAUUGGAGGGCCCUGGGUUGUUGGUCAGGUCAGUGAGGGGUCUUGGCCUGCAGGCCAGGCCACUGGUGUUUCCUGGGUUGUGGACCAGGCUACUGGAGGGUCCUGGACUGUGGCUGAGAAUCAGGCUAGUGCGGUGUCUUGGGCUGGAGCUGGAAACAUAGUUAGUAUUGGUUACUGGACUGGGGCCAUGGACCAGGCCACUGGAGGGUCCUGGGCUGGGACUGGUGAUCAGUCCAGUGGUGAGUCCAAGCCUAGAUUUGAAGAUCAGGCCAGUGAAAAAGGGUCCUGGACUGGGGCUGUUGUCCAGGCCAGUGGAGAGUCCAGGUUGGGACCUGAGGACCAGUCCAGUGGAAGGUCUUGGGCUGAUACUGCAGAUCAAGCCAGUGGAGGGUCCAGGCUUGGGCCUGUAGACCCAAGUGGUACAUCCUGGGUUGGCACUGGGGACCAGGCUGGUGGAGGAUCUACACCAGGGCCUGCAGAUCAGUCCAGUGGUGGGUCUUGGGCUGGCACUAGGAACCUGGCCAUUGGAGGGUCCUGGACUGGAACUAGUGAUCAGUCUGGUGGUGGAUCUAAGCCUAGUUUUGAGAAUCAGGCCAGUGAUGAAGGUUCUUGGGCUGGGGCUAUUGCCCAGGCUGGUGGAGGGUCCAAGUCAGGGCCUGAGGAUCAGUCCAGUGGAAGAUCCUGGGCAGAUUCAGGGAAUCAAAUCAGUGGAGGGUUCUUGGUUGGGUCUGUGGACCAGACCAGUGGAGAGUCCCAGGUUGGGGUUAGGGACCUGGCUGCUGGUGGGGCAAAUGCUGUAUUUGAGGACCAGACCAAUGCAGCAAGAUGCUGGGCUAAUUCUGGGGACCAGCCUGGUGGAGGAUCUAGCCUGGGGUCUGGAGGUCAGUCCAGUGGAAAUUCCUGGGUUGGUACUGGGGACCAGACCAGUGGAUGGUUCUGUGCUUACACUGGGAGUCAGACCAAUGUAACAGGGUCUUGGGUUGUGGCUGGUGGUCAAGAUGUUGGAGUAUCCAGACCAGGGCCCAUGAACCAGUCUAGUGUUGUGUCCUGGGCUAGCACUGGGAGUCAGGUCAGUGGAAUGUCCUGGGCUAUGGCUGGGGAUCAGGCUGGUAGUUGUUCCAAACCUGGAUUUGAGAAUCAGGCCAUUGGAGGAGGAUUCUGGGCUGGUGCUGGAGAUCAGACUGGUGGAGGAUCCAGACCAGGGUCUCAGGAUCAGUCUAAUGGAGGAGGUUCCUGGGUUGGAGCUGGUGGCCAUGUAAUUGGAGGGUCUAUAUCAGGUACCACAGACCAGUCCAGUGGUGGAUCCUGGGCUGCCACCGUGAGUCAGGUCAGUGGAGGGUCCUGGAUUGGGCCUGGGGAUCAGACUGUUGUCUGCUCUAAAUCUGGAUUUGAGGAUCAGGCUAGUGGAGGAGCUUCUUGGGCUGGUGCUGGGGAUCAGACCAGUGGAGAAUCCUGGGCUGUGUCUAAGCCUGGGAAUGAGGCUAGUGGAGGCUCUAGGCUGGGCUCUGAGGACCAAGCCAGUGGAGGGUCUUGGGCUAAGUCUGAGGACCAGGCCAGUGGAAGAUUCUUGGUUAGUGCUGAGGUAGAGGCCAAUGAAGGAUUCUGGUUUGGGCCUGGGAGUGAGGCCUUUAUAGGUUCUUGGUGUUGGACAGGGGAAGAGGCUGUUAUUGUGGCCAGGUCUGAUUGUAAGCAUGAGUCAAGUAUUGAAUCCACAUCAAGAACUGGGGAAGAGAUUAUCAAUAAUUCUGAGUUGGUGGAUGAGAACAAGGCCAGUAUUGGGUCCUGGAUCAAAUCUGAGGAGGCAGCUUAUGUAGAUUCCUGUGUAGGAGCUGAGGCUGGUGCUGAGGCCAGAACUGAGGUUGGAGCUGAGGCCAGAUCAGAGGCUGGGGCUGAAACCAGGGCUGAAGCUGGAGCUGAGGCUGGGACUGAGGCCAGGACUGAGGCCACAGCUGAGGCUGGGGCUGAGGCCAGGGCUGAGGCUGAGGCUGAGGCCAGGGCUGAGGCUGGGGCUGAGGCCAGGGCUGAUGCCGGAACUGAGGCUGGGGCUGAAGCCAGAACUGAGGCUGUGGCUGAAACCUGGGCUGAGACCAGGACUAAGGCUGAGGCUGAGACCAGGGCUGAGGCUGGGGCUGAGGCUGGGGCUGAGGCCAGUGCUGAGGCCAGAACUGAGACCGGGGCUGAGACCUGGGCUGUGGCUGGAACUGAGACUGGAGCUGAGGCCUGGGCUGUGGCUGGAUCUGAGACCAGAGCUGAGGCCGGAACUGAGGCUGGAUCUGAGACCAGGGCUGAGACCUGGGCAGAGGCUGGAUUUGAGACGGGAGCCGAGACUCAGACUGAGGCUGGGGCUGAGAUUGGCGCUGAGACUGGGGCUGAGGCUGGGGUUGAGGCCAUGGCUGAGACUGGAGCUGAGGCUGGGGCUGAGGCCUGGACUGAGGCCGGGGUUGGAGCUGAGGCUGGGGCUGAGGCCUGGGCUGAGGCCAGGGUUGGGGCUUGGGUUGAGGUUGGGGCUGGGGUUGAUGUUGGGGCUGAGGCCUGGGCUGAGCCUGGAGCUGAGGUUGGAGCCGAGGCUUGGGCUGAGUCUGGAGCUGAGGCCGGGGCAGUGGCUGGAGCUGAGGCUGGGGCAGUUGCUGGGGCUGAGGGUGGGGCAGUGGCUGGAGCUGAGGCUGGGGCUGAAGCCAGAUUGGGGUCUUGGCCCUGGGAUGAAGAUGCAACAACCAAAGGGUCUAGGUUUGGGGCUGAGGAAGAAGCUGGCAUACCAUCUUGGACUUGGUCUAGGGAUGUAGAUGAGGAUGAGCUAAGUAGGGCAUCCAGCCCUGAUAUUGAGGAGAUUAGUUUAAGGUCCCUGUUUUGGGCUGAGAGUGAGAACAGUAGUGAGUUCACAUCCAAGAGUGGAAAAGAUGUUAAUUUUGAGUCUGGAGCUGGGGAUAAGGCCAGCAUUGACAAUAAAUUUGAGGCUGCUGAUGGAUUUGAUCUAAGGACUUGGUUCUGUACUGGUAAUGAAAACAGAAAUGAAGACAAAUCUGCACCUAAUGCUAAAGGCAAAAAGUCCGCUGAGUCAAGAGGUAUAUAUCCAUCCAUGGUCCCUGGGGCGGGAAUGGGGCCAUGGGAUGGAGCCAUGAUCUGGUCGGAAACUAAGUUUACUCAACAAAAUGAGGGCUUUCUAGGUGAAGAUGAGUAUAGAAAGAACGGCAAGUCUGGGGAGAAAAUGCGGCCCUGGUCCUGCCGCUGUAAACGUGAAGCUAAUAUGGAUCCACGAGAUCUUGAAAAACUCAUUUGCAUGAUUGAGAUGACUGAAGAUCCUUCUGUUCAUGAAAUAGCCACUAAUGCCCUAUAUAACAGUGCUGAUUAUCCUUAUUCCCAUGAAAUUGUUCGUAAUGUUGGGGGAAUCUCAGUUAUUGAAGGCUUGCUGAGUAAUCCCUACCCUAGUGUUAGGCAGAAGGCUUUAAAUGCACUGAAUAAUAUCUCAGUGGCUGCUGAAAACCAUAGAAAGGUUAAAACAUACUUAAACCAAGUUUGUGAAGAUACUGUCACCUAUCCCUUGAACUCAAAUGUGCAGUUGGCUGGACUAAGAUUGAUAAGGCACCUGACUAUUACUAGUGAAUAUCAGCAUAUGGUUACAAAUUAUAUUUCAGAAUUUCUUCGUUUGUUAACUGUGGGAAGUGGAGAAACUAAAGAUCAUGUUUUGGGAAUGCUUGUGAAUUUCUCUAAAAAUCCAUCUAUGACAAAAGACUUGCUCAUUGCCAAUGCACCAACAACACUGAUUAAUAUUUUUAGCAAGAAAGAGACAAAAGAGAAUAUUCUUAAUGCUCUUUCACUAUUUGAGAAUAUAAAUUACCAUUUUAAAAGAAGAUCAAAAACAUUUACCCAGGACAAAUUCAGUAAAAAUUCUCUUUAUUUCCUAUUCCAACGACCUAAAGCCUGUGCCAAAAAACUUCGAGCCUUAGCAGCAGAAUGCAGUGACCCAGAGGUGAAGGAAAAAGUUGAGCUGUUAAUAAGCAAACUCUAAUUGGAUAUAUGUUCCUACACACAUUUGGGUAAUAUUUUGGUCUUGUAGCCUGGAAGUGAUGCACAUUGUAAAUUGUGUUAUAACUUCAAAACUGAUGUUACCUAUGAUGGUCUAUAGAUGGGCCAUUUUAUGAGCACCAAAUGAAUCCAAACUUGUACUGAAAAUACAUGUGUUGAUUUUUAUCUUGUCUGGAUUGAGAUAUUUUUAGUAUGCUUCAUGAGCAGAAACUGAGCUGAUUCUUCAUAAGUAAGGUAAUCUUUGGUCCUUUGUGUGGACUUAUGUUUAUACAUUUGAGACUUUAUUUUUAUGUCAUCAAUAAAGUUGUGUGUUUUAAGCAGCAGAAAAAAGACAUUGUCAUUUUCCUUGAGUUUAUGAUCUGUUUGAAGAGACAAGGUAUAUGGAAACAAAAAUAUAUUAACAAAACCAGACCAUCCAGUCACAACCAGAUGCAUCCCCAUCAGUGCUUAGAGGCAGCAGAAACUGCUGAAUCCACCAGUGCUCAGAGAAGGUUUUACAGAGGAGAGGGACACUAGGACACUCGAAGUAAGCUGGGCUUGAAGGAUAAGAUAGAAAAGCCAGAAGGGCAUUCAAGGAGCGAAGAGGGUGGAAGAAAGGCAAGGAGCAGGCUGACCUUCCUGGAGUACAAUAUGUGGGGAGGCAAGUGAGGGGAGGGUCUGAGAGUUGGGGUGAGUCCUGUCCACGGAACACCCCUGAUUGCUACACUGGGGUGUCCAAAUAGUAGCCCAUUUGACCUCCAAAUACUAGCCUAUCUAACCCUGGGAGACAACAAAGCCUUUCAUGUCCAGAGGAAUGACAGGAUGCCAGGAAAACCACAUGGUGAUUUGUGUGCAGGUUGGGUGCCAAUUGGGGUGGGGCCAGAAUGGUGACUGGAGAUUGGAAAACCAGUUAGGAAGUUACCACCAUAGUCCAAGCAUGAGAGGGUAAAGGCAAGACAUUUCAGUGGUGUCUCUGGGAAUGGUAAGGACAGGAUGGAAGCAAGAGACCCUCUGAGCCACUAGGUGCUGGGUAACAGAGAUUUCUGAGGCCAAUUUUCUUUUAUGGUUCUUUGGGCAUUUGUUGGGAACAUGUUCUUUUUCUUGGCCAACUGUAGUGUAUAUGUAAGUGGAUAAAAGAGUUGCUGCCUUGAAAUAAUAAUAAAAUGCAGUCAAAGAAAGAAUGCUUUUUAGUGCUUGCAUCAGAUUUCUUUUAUUAGUUGGUUGGGGUGGGGACUUUAAGGAACUAUAGAGAGUGUUGUUGGGAUCCACAGAGGAAAAGACCCACUUCUCUCCCACCCCAUGGUGUAGGUUGAGGAGAACUCUCAAACUGCUGCUGGGAGCACACAAGGUGCUAGGUCCAUAGAGAUAUGUGUUCAAGAUGUGCCUGCCCUUCAACUGAAUAAUUCCGCUUGUGAAAUGUUAUCCUUAGGAUCCCAUCCAUCAAUUGGCUUGGAUGAAGCUGUGCAUUGUUCAAACUGUUUUGAAGGGUGAAAAAGUGAAUUGACCCAAGUGUCUCAACAUAGACAUUUGGCUAAACAAACUAAGGUGUACCUACACACUGAAAUAUUCUGUAGCUGUUGAAAAUGUCAAUAGGCGUCUGCAUUUAAUUACAUAAAAAUUCAGCAUAUAAUUUUAAGUGCAAAAAGCAAUCUGUAAAGGCACAUAUGAUACCUUUUAUGAAAAAAAGGCAUGUAUUUAAGUGAUUUAUAUGUAAUUACCAGUGCAUAUUCUGAGAAUGUUAAUAGUUCUCUAUGGGUGUUAAAAUAAUGGGUGAUUCUAUGUUUGUUUUUUUUUUUUGUCUUAGUAUUAUAGAUUUUAUGAUAACUAUAUAAUAAAUGGGAAUUUCUCUCAUGGUUUAUCUGAAAGGAAAAAGAUAGAUUUGGGAUACAGAAGUCUGUCAAUAAUAUUUGAGAUGCCUAGAGCAAAAGUAUGAGUGGAGGGU